Messenger RNA from Alternaria infectoria, 1245 nucleotides. RefSeq lists its product as uncharacterized. The record is from RefSeq and is a predicted model, not a curated record. NCBI's taxonomy places the organism in Eukaryota, Fungi, Ascomycota, Dothideomycetes, Pleosporales, Pleosporaceae. The transcript has 3 exons. Bases 1 to 1245 code for a protein of 414 amino acids.
AUGGGUCGCAUCUACGCCGAGUCAGAGUUGGUCAUUGUUGCUGCAGCUGGCAGUACGUCCCAUUAUGGACUGCCGGGUGUUUCCACAAGACCCCGUAAAGCACAAAGAAUGAUCGAACUAGACACAGAAGUUCAAUUGAUCGAGAUGUUUGACAACGAUUCGACAUUGAGAGAAAGUGUGUGGGCUAAGAGAGGCUGGACCCAUCAGGAGGGCUAUUUGGCAGCACGUAGACUCGUGUUCACUGACAACGAAGUCUCCUACUCAUGUGAGCGUGGAGUAUGUCAAGAGUCUGUAAAGCGCCCUGGCAUCGACGACCAUGACUUUUACAUGGAAAACUAUUAUCCAGGCUUCCCGCUGGAAACCAAGUCACAAAAUCGUGUUGCCGACGUGUUGAACAGCUACUCGGCCAGGAAGCUGUCCUUCGAGGGCGACAUCCUCAGCGCCUGUACCGGAACUUUGGAAAAGCUUGUCGACCUUCACUUUUGGGGUAUAGUUGCUAGAAUCUCCGCUUCUACCUCCGAUAUCGAGCUCUCCUUAGAGUGGAGCAACUAUCCUUAUCCUGGCCAAAAAAGAACAAAUUUUCCGAGUUGGUCGUGGGUGGCAACAACGGGUACGAAACGUAUAAAGGUCGAUACCCACAGGAAUGACCGAAGCUUCGUCGCCGAAGUCCUCGCAACUGACGGACGUUGGUUGACUUCAGGAAACCACAUCGAGAGUCGAUAUGACUCUUUGCCCGAGGGCUCUGGUCCCACCCUGCGACUUACAGGUUCGUUCUAUACAGCCUCCUUGAUGUCCGGCAAACUCCAGAAGCAUGGAGAGGAGUCAGAGAAAAGGCCUUUGGUUGUUUUCCAGUACACGGAUGCUACUGGUGAUGGAAACGAAUUAGUCCUCGAAUUGUGGCUCGACACUGAACUCACAGACCCUAUCUUGCCAGUGACUGUCAAAGCCGCUGCAGCGGACGGUCGCGGGGCCACCAUAUUCACCGACAAAAACUUCAAUGGCCGGUCAACCGCCAUUCCCGCCAACGACUUCUGCACCGACAUAGACAACAUCUUUGGCAACUUCGAUGGCAAGAUCCGCAGCGUCACCGUCGAGAAGGGCUACCACUGCAAGUUCUACACUGGCCACGACUGUCCUGCCAACGGCCAGAAGAUGGAAUGCGGCAGCAAGGACCAGGCGUCGGUGUUUGGAGAUCUGGGCACGUUCGACUACAAGAUCCAUAGCGCGUACUGCACGAAAAUAUAG